GAAGAUGGCGGCGGCCCCGCUGUACUGUGUCUGCCGGCAGCCCUACGAUGUUAGCCGGUUUAUGAUCGAGUGCGACAUCUGUAAAGACUGGUUCCACGGCAGCUGUGUGCAGGUAGAAGAGCAUCAUGCCGUGGAUAUCGAUGUUUACCACUGUCCCAACUGUGAUGUUGUACUCGGACCCUCCCUGAUGAAAAAGCGCAACAACGGCCACAGGCACGACUACACGGAGCCAAACGAUGGAUCGAAGCCGGUGCAGGCUGGCACCUCGGUGUUCGUCAAGGAGCUCCAGAACAGGACCUUCGCCAGUGGUGAGGAGAUCAUGAUGCAGAUGAAAGGGGAGCAUGUGACAACCAGGUACCUGGAGAGACACGGCUUCAGCUACCCCAUCGUGGUCACGGAGAUGGAGGGCCUGGGACUGAAACUACCAGUCCCGACAUUCUCUGUCAAAGACGUGGAGCAGUACGUGGGUGGCGACAAAGUCAUCGAUGUGAUAGACGUGGCACGGCAGGCAGACAGCAAGAUGAAGCUCAGCGAGUUUAUCAAGUAUUACACCAACCCGCAUCGACCGAAGGUCCUCAACCUCAUCAGCCUGGAGUUCUCUGACACCAAGAUGUCUGAGUUGGUGGAGGUUCCUGACGUGGCUCAGAAGAUGUCCUGGGUAGAGAACUACUGGCCCGACGACUCCUUCUUCCCCAAGCCCUUUGUCCAGAAGUACUGCCUUAUGGGGGUCAAGGACAGCUACACAGAUUUCCACAUAGACUUCGGAGGCACUUCUGUCUGGUACCAUGUUCUCUGGGGUGAGAAGAUCUUCUACUUGAUCAAGCCCACUCCCGCCAACCUUGCACUAUAUGAGGCAUGGAGCUCCUCGCCCAAUCAGAGUGAAGUGUUCUUUGGGGACAAAGUGGAAAAGUGCUACAAGUGUGUCGUGCCCCGAGGAACCACCCUGCUCAUCCCGACAGGCUGGAUCCAUGCGGUUCUCACCUCUCAGGAUUGCAUGGCGUUUGGAGGGAACUUCCUUCACAACCUCAAUAUUGGCAUGCAGCUCAGGUGUUAUGAAAUGGAGCGUCGCCUGAAAACCCCAGACCUCUUUAAGUUUCCGUACUUCGAGGCCAUUUGUUGGUAUGUGGCUAAAAACCUGUUGGAAACGCUAAAAGAGCUACGAGAGGACAACUGUCCGCCACCAACACACCUAGUGGAGGGAGUCAAGGCUUUAAUCAUUGCUCUGAGGACCUGGUUGAAAAGAGAGGUGACUGAGCCCACCAGUGAGGUACCAGACCAUAUCAGGCCGAACCAUCUCAUUAAAGAGCUGACCAAGGAAAUCCGCUACCUGGAGGAGGAACCAGUCGGUGGUAGCAAGCCAGUGAAAUCUCAGGGAAUCGGGUGUGGAGCAGCAUCUGGAUCAAACGCCUGCCCGGCCACCCGCGCCACACUGGAGAGGCUGUGCCAGGCCCGGCAGGCGAGAAGGGCCGCCAGGCGGCUGAGGGAGCAGCAGCGGCAGGCCCCCAAAAUGCCCUCCAACCUGGACAUCUUAGAGCGGCACACCAGGGAGGUGCUGAGGAGGCUGGAAGUGGGACCGCUGGAGGAGGAUGCUGCCUUCUGUGCCAAGGUCCGUGGGAAGCUCAACAAAGUGUCAACUGCAUCAGCAGCGGCGGAGUCUUUAGAGGACAACCACCUACGGCUAAUGCUGGUCAACGGCAGAAUCAUCAGAGAUGUGAGGCGAGCAGCCAGCAGCCCGGUGAAGUCAUCUGUUGGCCCACCAAAGAGUUGUGUGAAGUCUGAGAGGACACAGGACAGUCAAGACAAACCCACACUCCUCAGUGUUCUGGAGAGGGUGAAGACUGAACUCAGGGAAGAAGUCUCCGGACACUCCAGUGUGUCGGACACGGAUUCAGACAGUGACUCUCCCUCAGAGCGUAAAGCGUCAUCGUCCUCGUCGUCAUCAUCGUCGUCGUCCUCUUCUGACGAGGAUUCAGGGAGUUCCCAGGAGGAAGAGGAUGACGAGGAGAGGAGCUCCUCUCAGCAGAGAGGCUCAGGCCACACCAUAGAGCUGGACCCGUCUGGCCAGAAACUCAGGCACAAACACAAACGAGAACGUCCUACCUCACCCAGCACAGAAGAGGCCAUUCAGGGGAUGCUGUCUAUGGCCGGUCUGCUGUGCUCCUCCAAGCCGGAGAAGGUGGCCUCGUCCCAGGAGCCCUGGUGGUCCAACUCCAGCCAGUGCUCGCCGCUGGAGCAGAGGGAGGAGGCCCAGCACCGACUGCAGGGGGACAACAGCCCGAUGGACAGCCAGGGCAACAGCAGCGAGGCCUGGGACAAUCAGGGGCUGCCCAGCCCCCUCAGCCGGAGCCACGGCGGCAGCCCAGAGGCAGACUACCAGUACUGUGACCCCUCAAUGUCUCCACCGCUGCACCCGUCCAAGAGGCAUGCCCCCAAUCCCCCCCCACCUAUCAGCAAUCAGGCCACAAAAGGCAAGCGGCCCAAAAAAGGAAUGGCCACAGCCAAGCAGAGACUGGGGAAGAUCCUGAAACUCAACAGAAACAAUCAAAAAACACAAACGAACGCACUGCCUGAGGACUACCGUAACCGAACGAAUCUUGACACGAACAACACGCUCACUCUGCAUGCUUAGGAGACAGGGUAUUGGAUUUUAAAUAAAGCAAGUGCACGACUUCACCACAAGCACACUAAGAACAAAACAGAAAGGAGCUACAGGAAGCAGAGAGGGACAAGCAUGUUGUGAAACGUUCUGCUGCAGGGAAAAGGUGGACUGAAGCUCCUGCGGGCAUUUUAAAUGGACAAAUGAGAUGUAGGAGGUCUACCAAACGAACAACAAAAAUACUUAAUGCUUGCUUCAUUGCUGUCUGUGACAAACUGAACAGGACGGAGGAGCAGAUGAAACGGAGCUGUAUGUAUUUUGCAAGGUUUUUUUUAUUAUUUUCCUCUGGAUCUGGAAACGAGGUGCUAAGGAGGACGCGGUGAACUGAACUUUCUACAUGGUGCUUAUUGUUUGUCCCUCGCCUCCCUCCCCCGACACCCCCCUUUAUCUCAAUCACACCAGCAAUAAUGACUUUGAGGAGAGAGGAAAGAGUGAGGCAGCAGUUUGGUGCAUCCUUCCAAAUCUGCACUGUUUUGAUAGAGGGGAGAUUCUGAGCUACUCAAAGUGCUGCCUCUCUGAAUUUGUUUAAAAUAGGAAUUACGAGUCAGUCGCUCGGUCCAAAAAAACCUGAAGACGACGGAUGACGUGUGUCGCGUGAUAUCCUGCUUAAUUUAUUUGUUUUUUAAUGUUAUUUUUAUGGAUUCUGAAUGAUGUAUUUAUUAAUUGAAAGAGAUAAUGAUUUUAUUAUAUUUUGACCCUAAAGCCUCAGCUAUUGAGUUUUUUUCCUUUUAUAGGGUUAAUUUUCUCUUUUUAUCUUUAACACAUGCUUUUUGUAAAUGUGGAUGUUUUAGAGUUCAUGUGAUCAUCUGUUGAGUAGCAAUUUAUCUACAAAUCUUUUCUUACCUUCUAUUUUGUCACAACCCUUUUCUCCCAGUUGAAUAGUGUUGAUUCUCAUGUGUUCUGGUUUCCUCUAGAGGUGUUGGGGCUUCGUGCGAAUAGAAACUAGGUUAGGUUGAGAAACGUCGACUUCCAUAUUUACACCUGAAGCUUUUUCAACUAGUGCCAGUUAUCAUUUAGCAAAAAAAACGCAACCCACAAGUAUUCUGAGCCACUGUGGUCGAAGGGAACGUCGGGGAACUUAAAUAGGAUGAGUGAGAUUUUUCCUUUAACAAAAAAAAACAAAAAAAAAAACCCAGUGCUGAUGUGUGAUGUUUCUCUCGGGGUGCGCAGUUCUUCACUCAGGGAAUGAUGCCAUGGACAUAACCUUCGAUUGACCCACCAGCCACGAUGUUCUCAGCACUCACUCGAGACUUUAAAAGAUUCACUUCCUGCUUUGGAGUUUCUUAGGUUUCUUUGUUUUCAAGUUGUCAUUGUACCUUUAGGUGAACUUUUACAACUUCUGUUGUCCCCCACUGCUUCUUAACACGCGUUCAGCUCAGUGUUAGCUUGUUAGGUGGACUCUAGGAGACUUUACACCCAGGCUUAUUGUUGCCAAGUAGAUUCCAGGAGACUUUGAAAGCUUUGCUCAGGUUGACUUUAAAUGCACAUGACCUCAGUCAUUCAGGCCUGGAGGUGUUUCACGUAAUCCUAACACAAAGAACCAACUGAAGAAAUAGCGUUAAUCACAUUGCCAGACUGAUUUCCUCCUCUUUUCUUACACUACACUUUUGAACUUUUUUGCAUGUCAAGUCAUUGAAAACACGAGCUGGCCCGCAGGCAGGGUUUGUAAUAAGCUAUAGUAUUCAUCGUACACAAUCUGUCCCUCUUUUUGCUUUCUUGGCAUUUGUGUUAUGUGCGUUGGUUCUUAUGUGUUCCGCCCCCCCAGAUUUAAAAUAUACAAACACUGGCUAACUGUGACACUGUUAAUGCAUUGCAUUUUGUUUCUGCAAUUCAAAAAUUGCGUGUAAAUAAAAAAACAAAAAAAAAAACCUAAUGAAAUAAUAUGCUUAAUGUCUUUUUGUAAAGCCCGAUCUAACAAACUGUAGAUGUUAAAGUUUAGACCAUAUUAUACUGUGGUUUUACAUAAAUAAUACAACAGUUUGACAUAUUUAAAGAUAGUUUUAUUAGUCUAUGUACAACACUGACUUUCAGAAUAUCCUGAAGAUUCCCACAAAGACUUAUCCAGCAGCUUGAAUCCCUCGUGAUCUACAGACAAAAGAUAAGAUGUUUACAGCAGUGGACAAAAUGGGAAAAAACACU
This is a messenger RNA of Anarrhichthys ocellatus (wolf-eel), 4795 nucleotides long. RefSeq names its product lysine (K)-specific demethylase 7Aa (gene kdm7aa). Lineage: Eukaryota; Metazoa; Chordata; Actinopteri; Perciformes; Anarhichadidae. The coding region runs from base 5 to 2629 and encodes 874 amino acids. The transcript has 19 exons. The record is from RefSeq and is a predicted model, not a curated record.